UCUAAGCCAAACGUGACAAAGUGCAUCAUCAAAAUCUGUACAGUAGACAUGUAAUCUUGUACCCUUUGGAGGCCUUUUCACCAGAAUAAUGGAUAGUGCCGAGGUAGCUGUGGUGUUAAAUGGUACUCAGUUAUCAUUUGUUGGCCAAGAGGCAGAGAGCAUACCAGGGAUUAUUGGAAGGAAAUAUGGGAAGGUUACUACAAGAUUGGAUUUGAGUUACAACCAGCUAAGAUCUCUCAAUGGCCUGUACAGUUUUGAAAAACUGGAGGAACUAAUCCUUGACAACAACCAGCUUGGAGAUGAUAUGGAUUUUCCUGAAAUGCCCCAUGUACACACACUAACGUUAAACAAAAACAAAAUAGUCAGUCUAGAUGUAAUUUUGGAUAAGCUCUCCAAGAAUCUACCCUCACUGAAAUACCUGAGCAUGCUGAGUAACCAGGCUUGUCCAAAUGAACUGUCCUUUUCACACAGAGACGAGGAAGAUUACCAGCGAUACAGAUAUUAUGUCCUCUACCGCCUGCCAAAGCUAACCUUCCUUGAUUCAAGACCUGUUAAACAGGAUGAGAGAGAUGAGGCUCAACGAGUUGGUGCUCACAUGAAGAUUAUGGCCCCCUCUGACGAAGACCUGAUUAGUAACACUGCUGAUUCGCUGGAAAGCACGGAAUCCUUAAAAUACACCCCGCUACCGAGCAAUUCAAUCACUGCAGGAGAUCAUAAAGGCACAUUUGGACGUUGCCGAUACGUCUACUACGGAAAACAAUCGGAAGGCAACAGAUUUAUAAGAAACAACGAGCUUUAAGAAAUGGUAAAAUUUAUUAUUGAAUUUGUUAAGUUUUUGUAUAUAUGACACCUAGUCAUGAAUUAUGGGACGAAAAAAUUUUCACGAACAAAUUGAGCUUGCGAGAGAUGCGCCGGCGAGCGGGCCCGCCACAAAUUUGUGCGGUUGGCCGCCAGCGUUUCUUCGCCAGAGGGAAAUUACGAGGCCUUGAGCCACGCGAAGCGGUUUACUUCUCCCUGACUCGUCUCAAAUCUUCCCGCGGGCGGAGAUACGCGCAUCCUGUAGCGCUGAACAUGACGGCCUGCUCGAAGCCUAGCGAGAGAUUUACCUCGUGAUCAAUCUCGAAUGCGUUCAAUCUCUUAUUAGGCUUUCGGGCAAAAAAAUACCACUGGAACGAGUACAAAGAAUCUGGCCCCUUUUUAGGGGAAGCAGACCUACUGGUUUCCAAAGCAAAUUUGAACUUCAAUCAUAAUAGCACUUCUUUUUUUAAAAAAAUAUUUUAUUGAACAAAAUUGAUUGGGAAGAAAGCAGUGUCUUAUUAUGUUUGAAGGAAGUUCGCAAGCCAGACGCUGGCGUCUUAUGACUUACCAUUUUUUAUCAGUGAUGUUUGCUUUAUAAUUUGUUUUAGAUAUUGUUUUACGCACUCAAAUGUACUGGUGAUGCAGAGUUUUACCGUUUUGCAGUUAUUAAAAUAUAUUAAGGAAGUUAGUAGAGUUUUAUUGUUAGAGCGCUUUUCCGUUUUGCGUCGUUAAACCAAAACUUAAGUUACCACAUCGGCCAAUCAGAGGAGAGUAAAAUACCUUUAAGAGCCAAUGAGAACUCAAAAUCAAACUAAACAAACUGCUUAAAGCGCGGGAAAACGCGGGCGACCAAGUCGUGAUUGGUUUCAGUUUUGCAUCUGAUUGGUCAUGAGGGUGGUGCGAGUUUUCUGGACCAAUCAGGGUGAAGAAAAGCAAAACCAAAGUAAUCCCAGAUUACUUUCGACAGUCAAUUGAAAAUCGCUCUAUUUAUAUACAGGUGUUUUUGUCCAAAGUAACCUUUUGUGAAACACUUUAGAAUAUAUGUCAAAACGACAUUUUAUUCUGAAAUUCUAACAAUAAACCCGUAUUGUUUUGCUCAACUUUCCUUCGUAAUCGGAAAGGUUUUUUUUCUUGUUAUUAUUUUAAGGGAAAGAAAGAAUUAUUUAAUGUACAAGUCGAACUUCUGUUUUAGUCUGAAAAGUGUAUGAAGAAUGCCUUAACGUCGAAAACUGAAGUUCCCUUUUUUCGAUUGUCAUGACUAUUUUUUUAGAGCGAUUUUAACUUUUUAUCUAUAGUAAGCUUAACUAAAUGCGAUGACGUCGAGAAAGACUUUGGAAAUCCUGAUUAGGAUAGAUACAAAUAAAUACACAAAAAAAAUGUAAUAAAAACUAUUGCGUGGUAAUGA
Messenger RNA from Pocillopora verrucosa, 2203 nucleotides. The record is from RefSeq and is a predicted model, not a curated record. NCBI's taxonomy places the organism in Eukaryota, Metazoa, Cnidaria, Anthozoa, Scleractinia, Pocilloporidae.